AGUCCCUAACAGAUUUAAAAAAUGCCGUUUGACCCGUUUUACCGGUCGUCACAUUAUGUAGGCCUGGCUUACAGUUAAGCCCAGCCCAUAUCGGCCCAAUGUAGUUUUGAAUCCCUUGUAACCGUGAAAGCCAAACCAUCUUCACAAUGAGCCAGCCAAGUUCAUCUUCAUCAAAUGGAAAGGUAGGUUUUGGAACUCCGGUUCGAGGCAAAGGAGUACCUGACAUCUUGCCAAUCGCAAGUGAAUGUAUUUAUUCACCCUUCUUUUGGUGAGCUGUAAAUUUGUAUCAUUACAUUGGAUUGCACAAAAGCAAGGACUCAGUUUGGAAUACUGUUUGCUGUAUGCAGCGAGGAGAAUGUGUGGAAGCUGUGCGAGUACAUGCAUCUCCAUUGCCCGGAUGCCUUGCAAAAUGCCUUUGUCGUCUUUGUAUCCAACGAAAAGAGGGCUGUUCCGCUGUGGCGCCAGCGAGCUGGUCGUACAGAGGACAAACUUGUCAUCUGGGACUACCAUGUGGUUCUCCUGCACUCACAUGAUGGGAGGUAUCUGGUCUAUGAUUUGGACUCAGACCUCCCAUUUCCCACAUACUUUCACAAGUAUGUGACAGAGACAUUUCGGACAGACCACAUCCUGAAGCCAGAAUAUCACAGGUGUUUCCGUGUCAUCCCAGGCAUUUCAUUCUUGCAAGACUUUUCCUCUGACCGGUCCCACAUGAAGAAGGAUGGAGUCUGGAUCAAGUCUCCUCCAGAAUAUCCUCCCAUCUUUGAACCAGAAAGAGGAAACAACCUGGAGGAGUUUAUCAGCAUGAACCCAGGGAUUCCUCGAGGGGAGAUCCUGUCGCUGCCGGACCUUGUGAAGAAGUUUCACUCAUUUACCACAUCAUAGGACACAAGGCCUGUCUUUGUACUUGGGCUUGCAAUUCUCUCUAUCCCAGUGAUAUGGUAUCAUGCUGCUUUGCAGCCUUUAAACAAGGGCAUGUUUACUUACAUACGCCUUGAUCAAGUCAAAGUGCAAGCUGGCAAUUGCACUUUUGUUAAAUUUGACAAGGUUUGUGUGCCCUUUGCCAUUUCACUUUUUGGAUUCCAUCCAGAGUUUGAGCUUGUAUACAUAUUUAUACACUGCUUUUCACAGUUUUUCCACCGCAGAUAUCAAUUCAGUUGUGAUAUACUGUAUUAUUGUUUGCUGAUUCUGAUGGUGGAGGCUUUUCAUAGAUCUCAAACAUGCCAAAGUUUAUUUGUCCACAUCCUGCAUGUUGUUGACUAGGCCUAUGCCAGGCUUUGCCUCUCUUUCUCUCUCAUGAUGAGGUUGAGAUCCAUUUUUACUGAAACCUGUAUCUGUGAUCAAAGUUUGGACUUGAGUGUGUUCCUGAAUUUGUGAUUUAGGCCUACCCCUUGGUCAGGACUGCUGUUGCCUUUUGGUUCUCUCAUCUUUCCUUGGUUCCUCACUCUUGAGUGCCUCAGGGUGUUUCCUUCCUUAUUGAUUUUUUGCUAGAAAGCCAUGAGAUUGGAUCAGUCAGGGUCAGUAAAUAAAAUCCUCAUGCAUGUGUAUGCAAGGAAACCUGUGAUUUUUCCCCAUUUGCUCUUGCAUGAGCUUCAAGUUGGGAUCUCAACCUCCCCUAAUUUGAAUAGAAGAUAGCCAAUCAAGACCAUUUCACCAAGUUUCUUGACCUAGAUAUAUCUUUACAUGUUAAGAAGGUGCAAUUGAUAAAAAACCAUAGAGAAUGAGGAACGGGAAUGUGCAUUCAUGGAGUAGUGCCAUUUCUUGCAUUAUGAUAAUCAGGAGCUGAUGUUGCAUCUACAAGGACAACAAGAGAAACUCUGAGGUUUAACAACACAAGGUGAAAAUCGCCAUUAUGAAUCCAUAAGAAAACCAUACUGAUGCAUUUCACUAUCACAUGCCAAGAUCUCUCCCUAUUAGGAGUGGCCAUUUCUGCUUGCAAUUAAUGGAUUAAUGCAUGCAAAUACAUGCAUGUGUCUUACUUGGAUACACCCAAUUGGGUGGUUCGAACCAAUUUACUCAUUUUGAUUUUAGGACAAGCCUGUCUGAAAAACAUCUUGAUUGUAAAAAUGCAUUCCUGAUAUUCACAAUUCAGGC
Darwinula stevensoni is the source of this 2091-nucleotide messenger RNA. The record is from the annotation of a GenBank genome assembly. Lineage: Eukaryota; Metazoa; Arthropoda; Ostracoda; Podocopida; Darwinulidae.